UCUCUGCAGCUCCGCCCUCGGGCUGCCCCGCCCGGCCCCGCGGGGUCUCAUCCCCGGCUGUGACUCCGAGCCGCGGCUCCUCCUUUUCACCGUUCUCGGCCGCCCCGCUCCGUUCUCGCCUGGCGAUGCGGUGCUCGGGGGAUUUGCGCUCUUUUUUUCUCACCCCUCUCUUCUCUCCCGAACUCCGCUCGGACAAACCGAGCAGCGCAGGAAGGCGCCUUUGCAAAGCCAGCCGUGCCGAUGGCGGCGGAGCGGCGCGGCGCUCAGAAGGGAGGGGAUGCGGGCGACGGAGCGGCAGCAGCCCGAGCGCGAACCGCAGCCGGAGCCGGGCCGGCCGCACGCGGCGCUGCCGGUAGGAACCAAAGCUCCCGCUCGGCGUUGCCACACAGAAUUGCGUCCCCCCGUCGCGGCCCGGCGGCGCUCCCAGCCCGGCCACGGGGAUGGAGGCGAAGGAGCUGCAGGAGCGGCUGCGGGAGGCGGCGGCGCUGGGGGACGCCGAGGAGGACGUGCCUGCACUGGGCCUGCAAGCGGAACCACGCGGCUGUGGUGGCCCAGCUGCUGCUCUGCGGAGCAGAUAAGGAGAUCCUCAGCAGGAAGGGGGAGCGGCCAGCCCAGCUGACGUCCCACAAGGAGAUCCGCAGGAUGCUGGGAGUGGAAGAGGACGAACUCCCAGACGUAGCAACCAAUUCGGAGCUGCCCAUCAUCCCUAACUACCUGGCUAACCCACCUUUCCCCUACAUUUACAACUCCAUGAGCAGCAGCCUCCCGGAGCCCCCUGCCAACGGCAGCGCGUCCCGCGGGGAACGGCAGAGCUCUGCCUCCUCCCUGCCGCCCGCUGCACAGCUGUGCGUGCGGCCGUCGGCGCGCUGUGAGGACGCGGCUCCCGCUGUGUGCGCCGGGUUGCGGUGCUCCGGGGCCGCAGCUCAGAGCGCGCUGCUCCAGGCGCCGUGGGGCGCAGCUCCUCCUUCCCCCGCCGGACCUCAGCAGCCCGGAGCUCCGCUGGGCAGCGGCUCCUGCACGGGGCCCGUGCCGACCUUCCAGCCCGUGUUCUUCACAGGAGCUUUUCCACUUAAUAUGCAAGAACUGGUGCUUAAAGUUAGAAUACAAAACCCUAGUCUUAAAGAAAAUGACUUCAUUGAAAUUGAGCUGGACAGACAAGAGCUGACCUAUAAGGAACUGCUCCGAGUGAGUUGCCGUGAGCUGGGUGUUAACCCUGAACAUGUACAGAAGAUCAGAAAAUUACCAAACACAAUGCUGAGAAAGGACAAAGAUGUGGCAAGGCUACAGGAUUUCCAAGAACUGGAACUUGUUCUGACAGUAAGCGACAAAAACUUCCCUUUCAGAGCCCCAGCACUUUCCGAACAGAGUGGUUAUAACAAGAAGGCAUCAGAACUGACCUAUUAAUCAUUUAAAGAACAAAACAAACUAUUUCUAUCUCUCAUUUUAAAAUUACUUUUGAAAUACGGUAUCUAUAAGGGCUAAUGAUGCGAAGAAAAAAAAUCUAUUUUGUUAACUUUGAAAUAAACUGAAGCUGUUCUGCACUAAAGAUGGUAGCCUCUAGUUAAUGUGAAAUACUCAGUCUGAUGUGAGAGCAGCUCGUGCACGGGAAGUAUUGCUGAGAAGUCCCCAUUAGUGCCCCGUACAGACCAUCAUCCUGCAGUGGGGCAGCUCUCAGGGAAGGGCUUCCCUUAACCUGCACUGCCAGUCGGUGUGCUGGAACACAGCAGAGCUUCUCGUGUUAAAAAACCUUCCAUAAAACCCAUUUACUGUCUGUACUGAGUCUGUUACCAUUGCUGCUCACUUUCCACAGCGUUUGUCUGUAGUCAGCUCAAACCAGAAGGGUUCUAAAUCCGUGGAAGAAGCACAAAAAUGUCUUGUUUCAAUACUGUUAAGUAAUGUACUGCCUGUGAUUUCUUAAUACCUCUUUGCACCUUUCCCUAUUUCUCAGGUCAAAAACAGUGAUAAUAAUCAUCCAAAUGAUAAAAACACUCUUCUCCAAAACCACAGACCCAUUUUCUCACUGUCUUGUCAGGGGACGGCAUUGACACGUGCAAUUCAAAAUACUGUUUUUGUUACGUGUUGGAAGCGCGUUUGUCCAAUGCUGCUUUUCUUUCCCCUUUAAAAGCACAACAGUUGUAAUUUUAUUGUCCUUUUUUGCCUGCAUUCCUGAGAAAGGCCUCACCUGGAAACUUUAAGCUUGGCCAUGUCAGAAGAGAUCAGUGAAAGGCCCAGCGCUGAGCUCGCGCUGAGAUCAUGAUGUUCCUAUGCAAUGUGGCUUUCUUCCCCAGCAAGUUGUUCUUGCCUUUGUUGCUUACUGGAAGAAAAAACAAAACCAAAAAACCAUGUUCCUGUUCCAUAAAGUUCAGAAUCAGACUGCUUUGGUAUGAUGUUCUGGAAUAAAUAAAAUGAGAAGUAUUUAAGACGACA
Tympanuchus pallidicinctus (lesser prairie-chicken) is the source of this 2427-nucleotide messenger RNA. It is a transcript of the gene ANKRD40, whose product is annotated as ankyrin repeat domain 40. Gene Ontology annotation, molecular function: protein binding. The record is from RefSeq and is a predicted model, not a curated record. The coding region runs from base 241 to 1404 and encodes 387 amino acids. NCBI's taxonomy places the organism in Eukaryota, Metazoa, Chordata, Aves, Galliformes, Phasianidae. The transcript is spliced from 5 exons.